This is a messenger RNA of Caenorhabditis briggsae, 357 nucleotides long. Lineage: Eukaryota; Metazoa; Nematoda; Chromadorea; Rhabditida; Rhabditidae. The coding region runs from base 1 to 357 and encodes 118 amino acids. The transcript is spliced from 4 exons. The record is from RefSeq and is a predicted model, not a curated record.
AUGUCCCAAGCCAACCAUCUUUCUUACUCGGCGCGAAUGCGUGGCCGUUCCAAACAACCAAUCUAUUCAUCUGACAAACGAGCAAAAUUCACUCAAAAAAGUGGUGUCAACGUUUAUUACAUCUACAUCUGGGAUCCAGGAUAUAUCACCAAGUAUCCAGCUGAACCUGCUAACAAGACAGUGAUGAUACAUAAAUCUCCAAUACUAUCUCAAAGAGUGGAAAGGGAUUUGCUUCCAAUGAUAACGACGAUCGAGGAAAAAGUGGAGGAAUCCAAAAAGAUAGAUCUGGCAUCCAUACUGCAAGAUGGUCUAAAAUCGAUGGAAUCCAAAGAGAGAACGUCUUUGGAUAAUGGAUGA